AUGGAGAUCAGCACUAGACCCCGCCAUAGCCACCGACCUGCCCCGACGCCACCGCCACCGCGCCUCCUCCGAAGCAGGAGCGGAACGCCGCCCCUGUACUCGUCGGAGCUCCGAACCUUCGCCUCAAACUCCGGCCGAGCAGUAUUUCCCGCCAUCACCCGCUCAAAGUCAACAACAAGAUCAAGACCAAGAACAGCCAAAGACGAAGAGAUUAACAAUAAUAAUCAUGCUUCUAACAAUUCCGGCCGAAAUCAAAGGAAGCCUCAAGAGAUUAUGAACAAAGACGGGUACGUAAAAUUCAUGCAACGCGGUCAAUAUUCGCAUGGUGAUAUUCAUGAUGGGACGGCAAGGAGGGCGAGAUCGGUGCCGAGUUCUCCGUCGGCGUGGGCGUUGUCGCCGGGGCGAUUGUCGCCUUGUCCUUCGGCUCCGGAGUCUCCGGGAGGGAUGGGGGCGGGGGCGAGGGCGAAAGGGAGCCGCGGCGGCGGCGGGGGAGGUGGCGGUGGCGUGAGCGGUGUUUUGAAGUAUUUUAGGCAGAGGAAGGUAUCGAGGAGGGAGGAAGAGGAGUUUCGUAGGUUUAGGGUUUUGCAGAAUAGGUUGGUGCAAUGGAGGUUCGUCAAUGCUCGAGCUCACUCUGCCAUUGCUUCUGCUAAUCAUAUUGCACAGAAGAAGUCAAUUAACUCAUGGAUAAAAAUCUUCAGAGUGAGAAGUGGAGUUGUAGAGAAACGCAUUGAAAUGCAAAGGCUGGAGCAAGAGAUCAAACUGCACUCCAUUGUAAACGCAGAGAUUCGUCUCCUAAAAGAGUGGGCAAAGUUGGAGAAUAGAAAUUCUGAAGCAGUGGGGAAAUUGGCUGCAGCUCUAUCUGCAAUUCCAAACAGACUCACAUUAGUCCAUGGUGCCAAGGCUGAGGAAGCACACUACUUACUAACAGAGCUAGCAAACACAGCCAAACGGGAGAAGAAGUGUUUGGAGGAAUUGGGGAAAACAAUUUCCCUUGUUUCAUUAUUAGAGGCGAAGGAGCAAAGUUUGAGAGUUCAUAUCAUGCAGGCAACAGGAGUUUGA
Molecule: messenger RNA, 1059 nt
Organism: Malania oleifera
Lineage: Eukaryota; Viridiplantae; Streptophyta; Magnoliopsida; Santalales; Ximeniaceae
Product: QWRF motif-containing protein 7
Exons: 4
Coding region: 1-1059 (352 amino acids)
Biological process (GO): spindle assembly; centrosome cycle
Cellular component (GO): cytoplasm; centrosome; nuclear microtubule
Molecular function (GO): microtubule binding
Source: RefSeq, a predicted model, not a curated record